AUGGAGCCUCCAUCGAAGAAAAUGAAGACUCUUCUGGACGACGACAGCUCCAGCGACUCUGGCGAUGACGCCGGUGGUGUGUCUCUCGGCAACACGGCCGAUUUAGGCUUCAAGAUCAACGAGGACUAUGCCCGCCGAUUUGAGCACAAUAAAAAGAGAGAAGAGUACGGCAAAACUACCAGUCUGGGAAAGCGCAGAGCCGAUGAACCCUCAGACGACGAGUCGUCUUCUGACGAGGAGGAAGACGAUGAGGGAGAACUUGCGACUGAGGCUCUCGAUGCCGAAAUCAUGGCGACUCUGAAGGCUAUCCGUACCAAAGAUCCUCGAGUAUAUGACAAGGAUGUCACCUUCUAUUCUAAGUUUGACGAGGACGAAGCCAACGCCGCUCCUAAGGAGAAGGGAGAGAAAUCAAUGACACUGAGGGACUACCACCGUGAGAACCUUCUCAGCGGUGUCAAUCCUGCGGAUGAAGAAGACACUCCUAGAACCUUCGCUCAGGAGCAGGCCGACCUGAAGAGCGCCAUUGUCAAGGAGAUGCACGCAGCCGGUUCCGAUGAUGAGGAGAUGGAGGAUGCUGAUAACUUCUUGGUCCGCAAGUCUGGUCCCGAAGAGCUUCCGCCAGCGAUAUCAAAGGCGGAUUUGGACAUUGAGAAUGCGGACAAGAAUCCCGAGACCUUCCUUUCCAACUUCAUGGCCUCGCGGGCUUGGAUCCCCGAGGAAAAUAAACGGGAGCUCCAUCCUUUCGAUUCGGAUGAUGAUGAAGAGUUUAAUCGUGCAGAUGCUUUCGAGGAGGCUUACAACUUCCGCUUCGAAGAUCCCAGCAAGCUCAACGAGAAGCUGGUUACCCACGCCCGUGAUACCACCAACAGCCUUUCGGUCCGUCGCGAGGACAAGAGUGCGCGCAAGAAGCUGCGCGAUGCUGAACGUGAACGGAAGGAGCAGGAGAAGAAACAACGGGAGACUGAGAAGAAUCGCCUGCGCAAAUUGAAGACCGAGGAGCUUCAGAGGAAGGUCAAUGAAAUCAAGGAAGUUGCCGGUUUGCGGGCCUCUGAAUUCACUGAUGAUGACUGGGCCCGCUUCCUUGACGAGUCUUGGGACGACAAAGAGUGGGAGAAGGAGAUGGAGAAGCGGUUUGGCGAGGAUUAUUAUGAGCAGGGUGGCGUUUCCGGGAAGAAUCAUCCGAAGAAGCCCACCUGGGAUGAUGAUAUCGAUAUCAAGGACUUGAUCCCCGACUACGAGGAUGAAGAGACCGCCAAGCCCUCAGUUGAGUCGGAUGAGGACAUGGAGGAGGAAGAGGAGGCUGCAUCUGGAUCUCAGAAGAAGAGCAAGGCUGAGCUGAAGCGCGAGCAGAAGCGCGAGGCUCGCAAGGACCGUCUCCGCAUUGAGGAGGCGGUUGACCGGAACCUGGACCUGGACAUCACCUUGCUCCCUGGUGCGACUAAGAAGAACGCGACCCGAUUCCGGUACCGCGAAACCUCCCCUCAAAGCUUCGGCUUGACCGCGCGUGAUAUUCUGAUGGCGGAUGACACGCAACUUAACCAGUUUGCUGGUCUGAAGAAGCUUGCCUCCUUCCGAGAUGCCGAGAAGAAGGCCAAAGAUGAGCGGAAACUGGGCAAAAAGCCCGAUACCUUCGGUAGCGAGGAAGGGCCAGCAUUCACCUUCGGUCAAGGAGAUGUUGCUGAGAACAAUGCCGAGCAGGAUGACGGCGAUGGUGAGACCAAGGUUGAUAUUCGUGAGGGUGAUGGCCGGAGGAAGAAGAGAAAACGUUCCAAGAAGAACUAA
This is a messenger RNA of Penicillium macrosclerotiorum, 1782 nucleotides long. Its product is annotated as KRI1 family protein. The record is from RefSeq and is a predicted model, not a curated record. Gene Ontology annotation, biological process: endonucleolytic cleavage in ITS1 to separate SSU-rRNA from 5.8S rRNA and LSU-rRNA from tricistronic rRNA transcript (SSU-rRNA, 5.8S rRNA, LSU-rRNA). Gene Ontology annotation, cellular component: 90S preribosome; nucleolus. The transcript has 3 exons. Bases 1 to 1782 code for a protein of 593 amino acids. NCBI's taxonomy places the organism in Eukaryota, Fungi, Ascomycota, Eurotiomycetes, Eurotiales, Aspergillaceae.